AUGUCCAAUGCUUCUAGCUUCAGCGACGGCUCUGAUGCCCCGCAGGCUGUAUUUCCAAGUCCUGAACUUAACACCCACAAGAUUCCCGUCAAUUACUCAGAGGGAAAGGAAGUCUCGAGUCUAGACAGAGGGGCAUAUGCCCGCAACCAACCAUACGGGCCUUCAUGUUAUAAUCACUAUAAAGCAGGCUACGGUGAUUGUUACGAUAAUUACGACCGUGAAUUACAACCUCGGCAUGUGGAGUUUCUAAGACCAACAGUCAGCAGAAGAAUAUGCGGACUUCGGCCGGCAUGGUUCUGGACGACCGCAGUAUUGGUCGUGCUGCUCCUCAUCGGUGCCACCGCCGGGGCAGUUGUGGGUGGGAUGAUGCGCCGCCAGAUCAAGACUUCCUCACCGUCCCCGUCAACAUCGUCGGCAGCAAAGGCCGAGCUACUGGGCUCUCAGCUCAGCGCGGUCAACUGGACAGACAGCACCGGGGCACAGCGCAGAGCCAUCUUCUACCAACGGAAUGGGACGCUUCACGUCAGCCAUAAUGCCGCUGGUGUCGACGGCAAGAGAGUAUGGGGGGAACUAGAUAUCGAGGCCCAGUUCCCCGCGGGUGCGGUGGGGGCCAUGAACGCGACACCGCUGGCAGCCAGUUUUAAGAGCGCCGACGCUGGCAAAGACAUGUCAUUCAGCGCUGCUCUUUAUUAUUUGGACACUGAGAACAACAUCCGCGACCUUGUGAGUACGGCGGAUGACUUAUCAACGUGGUCCAAGGGCCCACUUUGGGGCGUCACAGUCGCCGCGAAUCCAAUGUCAGGGCUGGCGGCGGCGGCGCACAUGUGCGCGAAAGGGUGCCUUGGGGACCGCAUCGUCGUCUUCCAGGGGACUGGUGGCGAUCUGUUCGCGGUAAAUGGCCCGAGGUGGACCGAACCCCCAACUCGGAUCGUUGCGGCGAACAUCGGCACGCCUCUCGCCCUGACGCAAGCAGCGUAUGUCAACGGCUCCAGCGACGAUCCGCCCGUCCAGUGGACUGCUGAGCAGACGCAGUUGCGCUUGUACUACCACCGUGCGCAGAACAUUGACGAGUACUUGUUCAAUGACAAGACACCGUUGGCAUGGACUCCAGGUUUCGUGGGAGUGGCAUCAGGUCUCGAAACGGAUGCAGCACGUGGGCUUGCAGCAUCGCCCUCGGGUCCCAACAGCGUCGUGCAGGUGGUGACACUGAAGAACUCCGGCAGCGCCGUGGUGAGCUUCGUGAAGGGCUCGACCGGCCACUUCGAGGAUAGCACCGUCGACCUGCCAGCGCGGUUCACUGAUGGCGGCGAUGUCAUUACCGGGGUACCGAGCCAAGGGGCAUCGGCUAUCACUCUGAGCCACAACUUCGGCUUCUAUGUGCUCACCGAGGACGGAAAGCAGAUCCUGGAGUGUAAGUCCGACUGUCCAUAUUAUAAUUACAUCCCCUCUUCUCACAAUAUCUGUCGUUUUCCCGCGUGA
This is a messenger RNA of Diaporthe batatas, 1479 nucleotides long. RefSeq lists its product as uncharacterized. Lineage: Eukaryota; Fungi; Ascomycota; Sordariomycetes; Diaporthales; Diaporthaceae. The coding region runs from base 1 to 1479 and encodes 492 amino acids. The transcript is spliced from 2 exons. The record is from RefSeq and is a predicted model, not a curated record.